This is a messenger RNA of Stomoxys calcitrans (stable fly), 1236 nucleotides long. RefSeq names its product tigger transposable element-derived protein 6-like. The record is from RefSeq and is a predicted model, not a curated record. NCBI's taxonomy places the organism in Eukaryota, Metazoa, Arthropoda, Insecta, Diptera, Muscidae. Bases 1 to 1236 code for a protein of 411 amino acids. The transcript has a single exon. Gene Ontology annotation, cellular component: nucleus. Gene Ontology annotation, molecular function: DNA binding.
AUGAGGUCAAAGGAAGCAACAAUAUCAGGGCCUAUUAUUAUGCAAAAGGCGAAAGACUUGGCUCAUAUUAUGAAUAUAGAUUUUGUACCAACUAUAGGGUGGCUAGAGCGUUGGAAGAAAAGAGAAAACAUUCACUUUAAAAAGCUGCAUGGAGAAAAAAACUCAGCGAAUACUGUUGCAGCAAGUGAAUGGAUUAAGAAUAUAUUGCCCGAGAUGUUGAAAAACUACUCGGAAGAUGACAUAUAUAAUGCAGAUGAAACAGCUCUUUUAUAUAAAGCUCUACCAGGUGGAACUUUAGCAAACAGGUCCGAUCAGCCAUCAGGCAGCAAAAUUUCGAAAGACCGAAUCACACUUCUUUUUAUAACAAACUCUACGGGAAGUGAUAAAUACGUCUUCAGUGUUGGCAAAUCUUCAAACUCUAGAUGCUUUAAAGGAAAGAACUUGCCUGUAAAUUAUUCUGCUAAUAAGAAAGCUUGGAUGACAAGUAUUUUAUGGACAGAAAUUAUCAAAGAACUUGACUUAAAGUUUCAGAAAAAAACUAAAAACAUUCUUUUGUUUAUUGACAAUGCUGCCUGUCACAAAAUAUCCGAUGACGUUACAUUAAAAAACAUAAGAAUUGAAUAUUUACCUCCAAACACCACGUCAAUUAUUCAACCAUUGGACCAAGGCAUAAUAAGAUCAUUCAAGUGCUUCUAUAGAAAGCUUAUUAUUUCGAAGCAACUUUUACAUCUUGAAUGCUCUGGCACAUUAGAAAACUUUUCAAAGAAAAUUGACGUUUUUGAAGCCUUAAGCAUGGUAAAAAAUGCAUGGUCAACUGUAACAACCGAAACAGUUAAAAAUUGUUUCCGAAAGGCUGGCUUUGUUACUGGGGAAGUACUGGAAACGGUUGAAGAAGAGGAUUCUAUAUUAAAUGAAAUCGGAAAUGAAAUAGAACACUUUAUUGAAAUAGAGAAGGAUUUGGAGUGUUGCGAGGAUUUGACUGAAGAAGAAAUAGUUGAACAAGUAAUUGGUCGUGAAGCUGUUAUAGAAAAUGAAGAAAUUGAAAUGGAUGAGGCUUUUCCGAAGCCAACUGUUAAAGAAGCGUAUAAGUUAAUAUGCCAAUUGAAAGAUUUUUUUUCGGAUAAUUUUGAAGCACGUAACUUGCUUAAUGAGCUUGAAAAUAAAAUAGCCCAUACAAAUUUAAAAAAAAUGACUCAAAGUCAAAUUAAAGAUUAUUUUAAAGGACAUAAUGUUUGA